Messenger RNA from Daldinia caldariorum, 2164 nucleotides. Its product is annotated as fungal-specific transcription factor domain-containing protein. The record is from RefSeq and is a predicted model, not a curated record. Bases 47 to 2164 code for a protein of 705 amino acids. Lineage: Eukaryota; Fungi; Ascomycota; Sordariomycetes; Xylariales; Hypoxylaceae. Gene Ontology annotation, molecular function: DNA binding; zinc ion binding. Gene Ontology annotation, biological process: DNA-templated transcription. The transcript has 3 exons.
UGCUUGUUCAAACUGUAGGAGACGAAAAGCUAGGUGUAAUGGUGCUAUGCCGGCCUGCCAGAAAUGUCUUUCGAACGGUGAAACUUGUUCGUACGACAAGGCCCCUUCAAUAGCUUAUGCUGUAUCAUUGCAAGAUGAACUGCAAGCGUAUAAGAACAGAAUCGAGGAGCUUCGACGGGUCAAAGAUAAAGAUAGGGACGCCCUCCUGAACGAACCUAUGAGAACAAUAAACCCAAAUGGAGGGAGAUCCCGUGCAUUUCGAAGCCCUCCCGAUCUACAAAGCUAUCAGCAACUUGAUAGUGUUCCUGCUGAGAAUAUGGAUUACACCACUGAGAUGGCCUCAGUUGGCACAGACGGGCGAGUAAACUUCUACGGAAAGACAAGUUUGUACCACGUAGAUCCUAAACAUUUUGAAGAACAUAGCCCUACAUCUAUAUCGAGCUAUGGCGAUAGCACGGGAACUCAUAUUCACGACAUGGCGGCCAUGCCUUCGAUAUUCGAAUUCCAUGAUAUAGCUUCACUCCUAGCCGAAAUACCACACGAACUCUUGAAUGACCUCCUAGAUACUUAUUGGUGCUACCCACAUCACUUUCAUUGUGUAUUAUGCAAGCCCCUAUUUUUACGAGACCUAUAUACUCCAGGGCCAUAUGUUACCCCUUUUCUGUUAUGUGCUGUGCUCGCACAAGCAGCUCGGUAUUCCACACGGCGCGACGCCACCGAAGUCGGACAGACUUUUGCCUCUCGGGCUUUACAACUACUACCCAGUGACAUUGACAAGGGCAGCUCCAUCCCCACCAUCCAAGGUCUUCUUAUCCUGUCAGCGCGCGAGUGCGCUUGCGGCCGCGUCUCCCAAGGCUGGCUCUAUUCCGGGACGGCAUUUCGGAUGAUGCGAGAUCUCGGGAUAGACAUAUCUCCGAGAAAGCUCGGCCACCUGGCCAAGCAAUUCACCGAAGAGGAGCUUGCCGUGCGCAAACAGGUCUUCUGGAGCUGCUAUACCUGGGAUAAGACUAUGAGCCUGUGUCUAGGCCGAGCACCGGCCGUACAUUGCUCCGUGGAACUUCCCACUCGAGACACGUUGCUAUACGGGCACGACGCAGAUGAUGAAGUAUGGCCACCGGUAACAACGCACAAUUCGUUUGUGACCAGCCUCGUGGAGCAGAAGUCCCUGAGCAGCACGCGCUUUGUUGCAUACUGCGAGCUCAGCGUUAUCAUCGAAAAUAUCCUCGACACGCUAUACUCGCGACCACACAAUAGGCGACAAGACGACCUGUUGGCAUAUAUGAACAUGACCUUGCAACGGUUACAGUCUUGGGCCGACCAGCUUCCCCCAGAAAUAUUCAUUCAAGACACGACCUCGACGGCAAUAGUCUCCCCGCCUUUAUACAUUCUACUCCUAAACCUGACAUACCAAGCCGCCACAAUACUCCUAUGCCGACCGUACCGAACCCUACAACCUACCGCAAAAAAGCGAUGUACCAAAGCCGCCAAAAUGGCCGAUACCUUGCUGAUGCUGCACGUCAAGCGUUUCGGCUUCCGGUACAUCACCUAUCUAGAGACUUACACACUAUUCGUCGCCUGCACCGUAAACGUGCUGGAUUUCACCGAGAACGAAGCCUCCGCCGGAGAUCUAGGGUUAGCUCGGGAGGCGAAUGCCAGGCUUCACUUCGGGCUCGAGAUCCUUAGACAGGCGAACAGUACUCCGGUGGCAGCUCGGUGCGCUUCGACGAUCUGCCAGCUAUUCAACAGGCAGAAGGCGUCGAUGCGUAACGCCAAUACGGAACGGGGCUCGGAGCAAGAGACGUCGCAGGCAACGGCUGAUAGCUCCUCUCCAAGCGAGCUGGGAAUUAAUCCCAACGCCCAGACCUUUAUGCCAACCCCCGCUUCCGCUUCCGCUUCAUUCCAACAACCGUCCCUCGCCGUUGCCGAAGGGGAGUUCAUCAUCUCCUCCAUCGUAGGCAGCGAGAUCCCGUAUAUACAAGACGGGCACACGGACACGAACGCCGAUGGCGACAACACAACAUUCCAAUCACAUAUCAUCCCCGUCGAAACGCCGCUCAGAUGGCUGCCCGAGAACGUGCAGGACGACGGGAGCUGGAUGCUAAUGACGGCCGAUGGCGAUUUCAACGGGGACUUUGACUUGGAGCCUAUCGCGGGUUUGUCAUAG